UAUAAGCAACGAACUCGAUCAUCGUCCUCUUUCCAAAAUCUCUCUCUCUCUCUCUCUCUCUCUCUCAAAACAAUAUGCAGGCCCCGAACCGAGAUCCAACGGCGGAGGACGACUCUCAGUCCGCCGCGCGGCGCAUCCAACGGCUGUCCCUCCACCUGACGCCGGCCGCGAUUUCACCGGACGACCACCGCCAAAUCUCGAGGCUGGAGUGCGCCAAGGCGGCGGCGAAGCUCAACGUGGACACGAAGAGUCUGUCGAGCUACAUGAGAGGAAAGCACAGGGAAAUCCAAGAUAAGGUUAUGGACUACUUCAACAACAGGCCUGACCUUCAGACUCCGGUGGAGAUUUUGAAGGACGAUCACCGCGAGCUUUGUAUGAGGCAGCUUACUGGUUUGGUUAGGGAGGCCGGAAUCAGACCGUUCCGGUACAUCGUCGAAGAUCCGGCCAAGUACUUUGCGGUUCUGGAAGCCGUGGGCGGCGUCGACAUGUCGCUUGGGAUCAAGAUGGGGGUGCAGUACAGUCUUUGGGGAGGUUCUGUAAUCAACUUAGGAACUAAGAAACACAAGGAUAAGUACUUCGAUGGUAUUGACAAUCUGGAGUAUCCAGGUUGUUUUGCUAUGACUGAACUGCAUCAUGGCUCAAAUGUUCAAGGUCUACAAACAAUGGCAACAUUUGAUCCGAUCACAGAUGAGUUUGUAAUUGACACACCAAAUGAUGGGGCCAUCAAAUGGUGGAUUGGCAAUGCUGCUGUUCAUGGCAAGUUUGCCACUGUUUUUGCUAAGCUGAUGUUGCCGACACAUGAUGAAAGAGGAGUAUCUGAUAUGGGUGUCCACGCCUUCAUUGUACCAAUAAGGGAUAUGAAGACUCAUCAAACUCUUCCAGGAAUUGAGAUAAACGAUUGUGGCCAUAAGGUUGGUCUGAAUGGGGUGGACAAUGGAGCAUUAAGAUUCCGCGCAGUGAGAAUCCCUCGUGAUAAUCUUCUUAAUCGCUUUGGAGAUGUCUCUCGGGAUGGUAAAUACACAAGUAGCUUACCAUCUAUAAAUAAAAGAUUUGCUGCCACACUAGGAGAACUUGUAGGUGGGAGGGUCGGCCUUGCAUAUUCUUCAGGCAGUGUCUUGAAGGUUGCUGGCACAAUUGCAAUCCGAUAUUCUCUACUGCGUCAGCAGUUUGGUCCUCCAAAGCAACCUGAAGUCAGUAUUCUUGAUUACCAAUCCCAGCAGCACAAGUUGAUGCCAAUGCUGGCUUCAACUUACGCAUUCCAUUUUGCCACACUACAUUUGGUGGAGAAAUAUUCAGAGAUGAAGAAGACUCAUGAUGAACAAUUGGUUGCAGAUGUCCAUUCUCUUUCAGCAGGGCUCAAGGCUUAUGUGACGUCAUAUACAGCAAAGUCAUUGAGUAUCUGUAGGGAAGCUUGUGGAGGCCAUGGGUACGCUGCUGUCAACCGCUUUGGCAGUUUGAGGAAUGACCAUGACAUUUUUCAGACAUUCGAAGGGGACAACACGGUGCUUCUACAGCAGGUAGCAGGUGAUCUGUUGAAGCAAUACAAGGAGAAGUUUCAAGGCGGGACACUCACAGUUACCUGGAAUUACCUUAGAGAAUCCAUGAACUCAUACCUAUCUCAGCCAAAUCCAGUGACUGCUCGAUGGGAAAGUGAAGACCAUUUGCGAGAUCCAAAGUUCCAGUUGGAUGCUUUCAGAUACCGAACUUCUCGACUACUUCAAAGUGUUGCUGUUAGACUUCGCAAGCACUCUAAAACUCUUGGAAGUUUUGGCGCUUGGAAUAGAUGCUUAAACCACCUUUUGACACUUGCAGAGUCCCAUAUUGAAUCUGUCAUCCUUGCCAAGUUUAUAGAAGCUGUGCAGAACUGUCCAGAUGCAAGUUCUCGAGCAGCUUUGAAACUCGUCUGUGAUCUUUAUGCCUUGGAUCAAAUAUGGAAAGACAUAGGAACCUAUCGUAAUGUUGAUUAUGUUGCACCAAACAAAGCUAAGGCAAUCCACAAGCUCACUGCAUACCUGAGUUUCCGAGUGAGAAAUAUAGCAGGGGAACUCAUAGACGCAUUUGAUAUUCCAGAUUAUGUUACGCGUGCCCCAAUUGCAAUGCAGUCAGAUGCCUAUUCUCAGUACACACAGCAUGUGGGAUUUUAAUCCCUUAUGGGGAAACAAAACACAGGAAAUAUAGGUUUCAAAUAAUUGUUGGUGCCACGUUGGCUAAACAUGGGAACAAACGAUGAAGGGAGUACUCUAUUGUUUGUUACCAUAUUUUUUUUUCCUUCCUUUUCUCAAAUUAAUGGUCUCAACUCACAGUCGAUGUGAUAUCUCUGGGAACGAAUAUAAUCUUGCACUUCUAUUUGUAACAUUACGAACCUGCAAUUCUAAUACAACGAGCAGUUUUUGCUUCACACAAAUUUAUGUUUC
Messenger RNA from Rosa chinensis, 2414 nucleotides. Its product is annotated as acyl-coenzyme A oxidase 2, peroxisomal. Gene Ontology annotation, molecular function: FAD binding; acyl-CoA oxidase activity; fatty acid binding. Bases 75 to 2144 code for a protein of 689 amino acids. Gene Ontology annotation, cellular component: peroxisome. The record is from RefSeq and is a predicted model, not a curated record. NCBI's taxonomy places the organism in Eukaryota, Viridiplantae, Streptophyta, Magnoliopsida, Rosales, Rosaceae. Gene Ontology annotation, biological process: fatty acid beta-oxidation using acyl-CoA oxidase; lipid homeostasis. The transcript has 7 exons.